AUGUCGGUGAACGAUCAGCCCCCCUCCGCGGACACUUCAUUCUCCCAACUGGCGGACCACGCGUGCGCAGCUGAUCUGGACCGCCUGAACCGUCGAUUCAAACGCCUGUCUGACGACGUCCUCCCCCUUCACCCAUACCUGCUCACCAUCCCCACGAAUGCGCCAUAUCGUCUCCGCUCUGCCAACACCAAUUGGGCCGUGGGACCGGGUCGGCCCUUCAGCCCGGACGAGCAGGACCUACAAUACAUGACCUUUCUCACCCAUCACAACACGGAUUCUCUGUUGGUCGCGGUGGGCGAUUGGGCAGACGAGUCGGGUCGCAUGAUGCUCGAUCAACCCUCGGCACUCAAAUCCUCCGCCGAACUCCCACCACCUCGAGAUAGUAGCGCAGUGAAGCGCAAGAAAAUCAGUUUGAACGACUACAAGACACAAAAGACCACAGGGAGCGCUGUGCCUUCUUCCGCGCCCGCAGUGCAUGAUCAACGGAGUCGAGGGCAUUCCAACCUGGACCGGCGCGAAGGCACAGUGCGCGUACCCAAAUCCGACCCCAUCAAGAAGAACAACGAAGCUCCUGCGAGGUCGGACAAGCUCGAAUCACGUCCCUCCAAUUCCUCCAAAGCACCCUCAGAACUCUCCCCAGCCAAGACGGCGAAGAAGCGACCUCCAACUUCAGACGCGGAACCACGGGCCGCUUCGCACGCGAACAAGGAACUGAACAUGCAGGCGUCGAAAAAGCCGCGAUUAUCACCCGACAAAGAAUCACGCAAGGAUACUCUACCGAACAAGACAUUGCCGACAUUACUCUCUCCCACGUUACCACCCUCUCCGGCUCCUGAUCCGGGCCCCGCCCCUCGACUGCCUCGAUUGCUUUCCCCGACCCUUCCUCCCGAAAUCGAAAAGGAGCUCGCCCAGCUCAAGGAGCAUUCUCCGGGCGACACUUCUCCCAAGCGCGAUGUCCCGGCCACAAAGACAAAACGAGACGAACCCAACAAUCACACGCAAACGCCGUCAUCCUUGAAUAGCAGUAGCAAUUCCGCUACACAGAGCAGCCGUGCGAGCGCGACCACCAAAGACACAGAUCAUUCGCAUAGUCUGCUCCGACUUUCUGGUAAAAAGAAAGCCUCCCGCGCGGACUCGCCCUCGGUUCAAGACACGGAGAUGGAAGACGCUCCUCUGGUUGAGAGAAAAAAGGACACAGCCUCUGGUCGAGGAGGUACAGCUGCAGCUGUCGCCGCUCCGGUGGAUCGAGCCAAAUUGAAGAUCAAACACGAGAAGGAUGAUACCGCAUCGACCCCUAGCGCUACUAAUGCCCGCUUCAAGGAACCAAAGCCGUCAACUGAAAAGUCUCACUUGUCCGUCCCGGAGAAGCCCAAGGUGACUUCCACUACACCGGGGAAAGAUGCUAAGGCGUCCUCGGCAGGCCGUCGAAAUGAGCUGCUGGACGUUGCUGAAAGCAAGACGCCUGUGACUCAAGCCUCACGACGACCCUCCGCUGAUCCCGGCAUCAAGGGAUCGCCUGCCCAACCGGAUCGCUCGCGUAAUCAUGAACGGCGGGAACAGGAGCGACGAGGGUGGCAGGAAGAUUUCAAAACAUUUACCAAGAUGGGCCGAGAAUUGAAACACGCUGCCGAUCGAUUCAACAAUGGACCCUCGGCCACGGACGAGAAACUGGCCGUUGUCACUGCCAUCGAAGCCGUCAUGUGUUUCGUUCUGGCUUUCGUCGCCGACGACCAGGGGAAAGCCUUGUUUCGACAGAGCGGAGACUCGUCUACAUGGCGGUCCAUCAUCCCAUAUUGGCGCGUUGUCUACAAGAACAGCGCCUCUUUUUCCGUGCUGCAAAGCUUGUGUCAACUAUUGGGUGCAGUCUCCUACGACACCAUCCACGCACUGGAUCUGGAGCGUCUGGCCGUGACACCACUCCCGGGAGAACACGACCCGGUGCCUACCCCAGGUAGUGAUGGGAACACGGUCCUCGGUGACGACUGCGCCAGCAAGAAGAGCUCCAAGGAAUUCGCCGAGUUGAAGGUCCGUCUUCCUGAAUACUAUCGGGAAUCGCACAAGCUCUGGCUUGACGCUUCUCGGGGGCUUUCGGAAGAUGUGUUGAGCCGAGAUUUCCCGACCACUUGGGCGCGUCGGUCGCAUCGGCAUGCCGAACGAGGGAGGACAUCCUUCAAGGCGGGCAGCUAUGCAGGCGAUUACUUUCUCCCGUUUGGGGCGGCCACACCUCCGAUUGAAGUUGUCCGAUUCGGCUGGGCUUUGCUGAAGGAGUGGUGUUCACGAGAAGGUGUUGAAUGGCAAGGUCGAUUGAAGCUUUGA
Molecule: messenger RNA, 2316 nt
Organism: Penicillium oxalicum
Lineage: Eukaryota; Fungi; Ascomycota; Eurotiomycetes; Eurotiales; Aspergillaceae
Exons: 2
Coding region: 1-2316 (771 amino acids)
Source: RefSeq, a predicted model, not a curated record